Messenger RNA from Desarmillaria tabescens, 876 nucleotides. RefSeq names its product NAD-P-binding protein. NCBI's taxonomy places the organism in Eukaryota, Fungi, Basidiomycota, Agaricomycetes, Agaricales, Physalacriaceae. The transcript is spliced from 8 exons. The record is from RefSeq and is a predicted model, not a curated record. The coding region runs from base 1 to 876 and encodes 291 amino acids.
AUGACGGGUUCCCUCGUUUGGAUUAUCACCGGAACAUCGUCUGGAAUCGGUCGUGAACUCGCGUUUGCUGCUCUUCGACGCGGGGACAAGGUUAUUGCCACUGGACGUAGGCGAUCAUUUGAUAAACUAGACGAACUCCAAAAAGCAGGCGCUAAUACUUUAGAGCUUGAUGUGACUGCAUCGCCUGCAGAGCUGGCACAAUGUGCUAUCAAGGCUAUUGGGAUGCAUGGCCGCGUUGACGUUCUUGUCAAUAAUGCUGGUGCUUAUCUUACUUGCGGUUCUGCUGAGGAACUCACACCAGAAGAAACCUACGAUCAAUUCGAUGUCAACGUCUUUGGUGCCCUUAACGUUGCUCGCGCUUUUCUUCCCUACAUGCGUAAACAAAAAUCUGGCAUGAUCGUUUGGAUCGGGUCGCUGUGUGGUUGGCAAGGUGCUGCGGCUUUAAGCAUGUAUGCAGGAGUCAAACAUGCUAUCAGAGGCAUAUCAGAAUCUAUGGACAUGGAAGUCAGUCCUUUCGGAAUUCGUAGCAUCAACAUAGAGCCUGGAUAUUUUCGAACGAGGUUCAUAGAUCCCAACAAUCGGUCACCAUACGUCAGCCGAAUUGAAGACUACAAGCCUACAAUUGGUGCCAUGAAUGAUAUCUUCAUAGCCCUUGAUGGAAAUCAACGUGGUGACACCCGCAUACUAGUCGAGAUCAUCGUGGAUGUCGUCAAGGGACAAGGGGUUGCCUCAGGCAAACUCAUUCCCCGAAGCCUACAGAUUGGCGCCGAUUGCUACGAUGCUGUCAAGCAGGAUCUUACCGAGAGAUUGCAAGUAUUGGAGUCGUGGAAAGACGUCAUUAUUAAUACUGACCUGCCCGUGAAAACUCGACUAUGA